AUGGCGUCUUCGAAUUUUUUAGCAAAAUCGCGCGUCGAAAUACUUUUAUGUCAAAAGAUAUUACAUAAAAAAGUUCAUGCUUCAUUUUAUUUUAUAUCGCCAAGUAUAAACUUGCAAAAAAGAAGUUAUGUUUCAGUGACUUUGCCUGUCCACUUUGCUGCUGCGAAAGGCACGACGGGAAAGAAACCAGGUGUCAAAGCUGGCGGAAGAGCGGCACCGUCGAAAAAGAAAAGCGGUUUUAAACAAACUAAAAAAGCUGCUGUCCAGGUCAAAAAAACAAAUGUAGGGCCUGGUUUCGCUAAAGUUAAUGAAAAGUAUUAUCAGCCUCUUCCGGUUGUUGAUUUGGAUGAAAUGUAUCCGGAAGUAUUCCUUCGUGACAAUGUGGGAAAAGUAUAUACUAUGACUGACUCGGUACUAUCAAAAAUAAAAACCUUUAGAUUGCCACCAGCAUUAAACCACGAAUUUGAAUUUUUCUCUCGUCCAUCUCUCGUGAUAAGAGAGAGUUCAGUUAAAUUGGUCGAUCUUUUGGAUGUAUCGUCAAAUUUACCAACUGGUGAAUUGGGAACUGGCAAGAGUACAUUACUUUUACAGGCAGUCUGCUAUACAUUGUCUUCUAAUUGGAUUGUAAUUUAUCUUUCUCACGCCAUUAGUUAUGUGAAUAGUAGUAGUGCAUAUCAAAAAAUCGAAGCAACUGGAGAAUUUGUUCAGCCAGCUCUUGCACAAAAAUUGUUGCAACAAAUUAACUUUGUAAACAGAUCAAUUCUCCAAAAUAUUAAAUUAAAGCAAAGCCAUCAAAUUCAGCGACACAUUGUGAAACAAGAUUCACCAAUCACGCAAUUAAUCGAAUAUGGCGUUAGAGAAGAAAGUGUUGCUUUCGACAAACGUGGUGCUAUCAUCGGAGCGAUUUCGAAUGCAUUUCCACCAGUUCAGAGUAAAAUUUUAGACUUCUCUUUGCGUCUGGAUGAACCGUCGCCUUGGAUUCCAUAUUCUCAGAGUCUUUUAUCAUAUGCUAAAGGACUACAGCGAUUUGACGUAGCGGGGUAUUCUAAAGAUGAAGCAAGAGCAGUUUUUGAUUUUUAUUCAAAGUCUUCGCUGUUUUACCAAGAACCUACAGAUCGAUAUUUUGCUAAAAAGUAUAUUACAAGUGAUGGAAAUGCGCGAAAGUUUUAUUUGGAUUGUAUAUCAGUCUUUCAGUGA
This is a messenger RNA of Ambispora gerdemannii, 1197 nucleotides long. Lineage: Eukaryota; Fungi; Glomeromycota; Glomeromycetes; Archaeosporales; Ambisporaceae. The record is from the annotation of a GenBank genome assembly.